Molecule: messenger RNA, 1261 nt
Organism: Paramecium sonneborni
Lineage: Eukaryota; Ciliophora; Oligohymenophorea; Peniculida; Parameciidae
Source: the annotation of a GenBank genome assembly
AUGAAUUAAAUUGAAACAAAUAAUUUAACUUUGAAUUUUGAGUGUCUUUAAAAGGUUUUAAAUUAUAUUCCAAUCAACUAAAGACUUAAAAUGAGAGAAUUAAAUGCAUUUAUUGAUUAGGCUGUUUGUUCAACUUCAAUCCCUUUAUCAAUGGAUUAAAUAUAAGAUGAAAAUUUUUAACCAAAAGAAGUAAAUACUUUGUUGUCUAAGUUCAUAAAACCAUAAGAAAUUGUAUUUCCAAACAUAAAUGCAAGAGAUUUAUAGGAACUUGUGAUUCCUAAAGAUUUAUCAGAAUUAAUAAAAUUUGAUUCAUUUUAUAUUUCUGAAAUUCCAUUGGAAUACAUUGAAAAAGUGAUUUCUGAAUCUCCUAAAUUGAAAUCAUUUGGCUAUAAAAAUAAAAAUAAUGAUAAUUUAAACAAUUUAUCAAAAAUAUUGGCUAAAGUAUAAAUUUGUGAAAUCAAAGUUGGAGAUUGGAAUCAAUAGAUUAAAGAUAUAAUAAUUUAAUAAGCAGAUAAUUUAUAAAGUAUUACAAUUGAAAAAGGAAAUGAUGAAAUUCUUAAAGACUUAAUUUAAUUAAAUGAUAAUAUGAAGAAUUCUGUCUCUAAUGAUAAUAGUGAACACCAAAAAUAAGAAUAAAAUGAACUUUCAAGAAAAUUAAAUCUUAAAGAAAUAAAGUUUAAUUCAUAUGAAUGCUCAUCAAAUUAAUAAGAGAGCAUGUAAAUUUUUUAAAGUUUGCUUAAUUAAUAAAAUUUAAAGGUUUUCCACUUUGGGAUUGUAGAAGGAGAAUAUUAAGAUUAAUGUAUAUUGUUAAAAGAGAAUUUUUUUUCAUAUCUUAAAGGUAUAUAUAUUUUGUUAAAGUGAUAGAGAUAUAAGAAUUAAGAUUUGGAUUUAAGGAUUAAAAUUUACUAACAAAAGUACAACUUCAGAAACUUGAUUUAUUAAUAUUGUGUGGAAUAGAUUUUAAAAAGGAUAAUUUCUAAUGGUUAAUGAAGCAAGCAAAAUUAUUUAAUAAAAUAGAUUUAAGAGAAUGCAGCUUUAAUUUUGCAUUUACUGAUAGUAUAGAUAAAGUGGAAUAAAAUGAGAAGAUGGUUGAUGUUUAUGUAAGAGAAAUAAUAAUAUUUGAUAGGUAAAUACAAAGAUAACUGAUUAAUGUUCUUGCUAAUUAGCAUAAUUUUAAUACAAUAAUAUUUGGAUAAACUUCAUUUUUCCAUUUUUGUAUGAUUUGGAUGAAGAAUUAGAACUUUAAACACAGAAAAAAUGA